Molecule: messenger RNA, 2908 nt
Organism: Zeugodacus cucurbitae (melon fly)
Lineage: Eukaryota; Metazoa; Arthropoda; Insecta; Diptera; Tephritidae
Exons: 7
Coding region: 317-1945 (542 amino acids)
Biological process (GO): long-chain fatty acid metabolic process; fatty-acyl-CoA biosynthetic process
Molecular function (GO): long-chain fatty acid-CoA ligase activity
Source: RefSeq, a predicted model, not a curated record
UUUUGUAAUAUUUCAUGAGCCUUCUCUUUAUUCUAAAUAUAUCGUUUUGAAUGUCUAGCAUUGGUGUAAAUAAUUAGGGAUCCAGAUUUAUAAUCAGUUCUAUUAAGGUAGUGAUCGAGACAGGUGAAACCUUUUAGCUUUAAUUAGCAAACAAGUGCUCUAAAAGAAUAAAAUUUGUGUAUAGCUCUACUUCUAAAAAUAUAGUACCUGAUAAGAAAAACAUUGGAUUAAUUAUAUCAAAUUAAAAAAACCCAGGCUCGAAUUGAUCCAAAGUACAUGAGCGCUUUUGUGCAAUUCUUUUUAUACUUAAAUCGCCAUGGCUUCUUUACUUCCUGGAAAUAUCGUCUAUGCCGGACCAAUUACUUGCACUCAAAGUCAUGCUUACAAGUCUCUGGGACAUUUUAUUCUCGAGAAAUGUAAAAGUUUUGGUACACAGACAGUGAUGAUUGAUGCAGUUACAGGGCAAGAGUAUACGGCAAAAUAUAUGUAUGACUCCGUAGCACGCAUGGCUCAUGUAUUACAACAUUUAGGGGUCAAAGCAGGAGAUGUUGUGGGAUUGGCUAGCGAGAAUAAUGUUCGUUUUGCUAUUACCUUGUUCGCCUCAUUCGCUGUCAACGCUACAGUUGCUCCACUAAAUGUGACUUAUUCUGAACGCGAAGUGCAUCAUGCAAUUAAUUUAUCGAAGCCCAAAGUGAUAUUUGCUUCAAAUCUUACUGUAGAUCUUAUUGCAAAAGUGGCUAAAACUAACAAUUUCGUGAAGUCAAUUGUUUUAUAUGGCACUAAUAGUUCAAAUGAUAACUUUUUCAAUUAUGAUGAGCUUAUGAACAGUACAAAAAUUAAAUCAAAAGACUACUUUGAUACGCCUGUAGCGAACAAAAAGGAAGAUGUCGCACUGAUUGUUUGCUCUUCUGGCACCACCGGCAUGCCGAAAGGCGUCCAGCUAACACAGUUGAACAUCCUUUCUUUACUGGAUUCACAGUUUGAACCAACAACCACUUCAAUUGGCGGGAUUACUUUACUAACAGUUAUACCUUGGUUUCAUGCAUUUGGCUGCCUUACAUUAAUUAUAACAUCAAUAUUGGGAACCACUUUGGUGUAUUUGCCUAAAUUUGAAGAAAAACUCUUUUUGGGAGCAAUUGAGAAAUAUCGCGUUUUGAUGGCAUAUAUGGUGCCGCCAUUAAUGGUAUUUUUGGCCAAACAUCCACUUGUGGAUAAAUAUGAUCUGUCAUCGUUGAUGUUUUUGUUUUGCGGUGCAGCACCACUUAGCAAGGAGACUCAGGAAUUGAUAACAAAGAGGAUUGGGGUGCCUAUCAUUCGUCAAGGUUAUGGUUUGAGUGAAUCGACGCUUACUGUUUUAGUACAACAUGAUGCGGCCUGCAAGCCGGGAAGUGUGGGCACCGUUAAAAUGGGUAUUUACGCAAAAGUAAUUGACACAGAAACUGGUAAACCACUUGGUCCCAAUCAACGUGGUGAGCUGUGUUUCAAGGGCGAUUGCAUUAUGAAAGGUUACAUAGGAGACACCAAAUCUACACAGGAUGUUAUACAAGAUGGUUGGCUACAUACCGGUGAUAUCGGUUACUUCGACGACGAUUUUGAGUUUUUCAUUGUGGAUCGAAUUAAGGAACUCAUUAAAUAUAAAGGUUUCCAAGUGCCGCCAGCUGAGAUUGAGGCUUUAUUGUUGACACAUCCAAAGAUUAAAGAUGCGGCAGUUAUUGGAAAACCGGACGAAGCGUCUGGCGAGUUGCCGUUGGCAUUUGUUGUUAAACAACCAAAUAUUGUGCUAAGUGAAGAGGAGGUUAUUAAAUUUGUAGCAGAGAACGUAUCGCCAGCGAAACGAUUGCGUGGUGGAGUAAUUUUCGUCAAGGAUAUUCCUAAAAACCCUAGUGGUAAAAUUUUACGUCGCGUCUUAAGAGAAAUUCUGAAAAAUCCUCGAUCGAAAUUAUAAUUGUUCUGUUUUAUCUAUAAGUUCGUAUAGAUGUGUUACGCAGAAAUUAAAUUACUUGCAUUUAAUAACUAAACUAAUAUUUGAGGUAUGUGGAAACCACCGAUUUGGCAAGGUGAGAAAAAGGGAUCAAAUAUUUAUAAUUUUCUAUAUGUAUACUUUGUUUAUGGGCUAGAGCUUAAUUAUUAAUGUUUAAUAUUAAUUUUAAUUAUAAAUGGAAUAAAAAAUAUGUAAAAUAUUGGAAAGCUGUUCAAAAUUCUGUUUUAAUAUUAUUUACAUAAAUAUUAUGUAGUUGUUUGAGGUUUUUUCCAUUCGAAAAGUAUCACUUUGUUUCUGACGUGCGCAAAGGAUUAAGUCCAGGACUUGUACUAUGGAGUUCCGGUCACAUUUGCUAUUAAUUUUGUUUAAAGUAGUUAACUUAGUUUUAAAUUUAAUUAAGUGUUUUUACCUUAUUUACUAUAUAUGUAUGUAUGAUACAAAUCAUGUAUUCCCCGAUAAUAGAACUCCAUAAAGCCUAUUGGAUAGUGAAUUGGAAAAUCAUAUAAUAUAUUAUAUUUAUCUUGUUUCUCUAAUGAAUGUAUACUUGUGUUGGUUUCUCUGUUGGAUUAGGUAUGACAAAGACAUUUUGGUUAAAAGUAUCGACUCCAAUUACUACUAUCGGCUCAUCUCUAUUUACCCUUGUUAUCAGACUUCAGAAAUACACCUUUAAGUAUUACUUCAUGUGCAUAGUUCAUGUGCCUGUUUGUUGUACAUAAUUAGCAUUGUAGAUGACUAGCAAAAAAGUAAAUAUAGACAGAUUGAAACUUUUUAAUCAGUUCUACAAUAGGUAGUGGUCGUGUCAGAUGCAAAUUGUUUGGUAAUAAACAAUACUCUACGAUUUUGGAUAUAUACUAGUGGUCGGUCGGAAAAUACAGUACCUGAUAAGAAAAAUAUAUAAUUAAUUCUAGCACACUUUAAUCAAUAAAC